CGACGUCGUUGGCAGGGCUGGGCCGAUUGUCACGCCCACACACGCCACACUCAGCUCAGCUAGCUGAUGGUGCCGCCCACAAUGCUGUCACAGAAACAAGGCCCCGAGGGCGUCAUGAAGCGAUGAUCCUGCACACACACACACACACAUGGACUGUGCCCACACAGCUGUAGUGCACUGCAUUGGUUGUGUCGCGUGCCUUGUAGAGAGCGAUUUUGUCUGGUGAGGUGCGGAAGUCGGGCUGCACCUUGCUGAAGGGAUUCUUCUUGUCAUUCAACACCUGUAGCCACGACAUCGAUCAGAUCGACGGCAUCCAUGCCAUGCGAGUGUGUGUGAGUGUGUCCAACCAUGACCCACCUCGUCAGGCUCGCCUUCAAGGCCCUCCCACGAAUGCGGCCCGAUCUGAUCAAACAAGGCACACACACACAGACACACAGGCAGGAUGUGUGUGUGUGUGUGUGUGUGUCGGCCAUCCUCUCUGACGCACCUUGGCCUCUGGCGGCGGCCGGAUCAGCUCUGUGUUGCUCUUGUCGGCAGACGACGCACACAAGACCUGCACACACACACACACACACAAACAUACAUCCAAACAGGUGUCUGUCAUCGGCAGACAGAGGGAGGAGCACCGCCGACAGACGCUCACCAUGCCGUGUGACGGGAAGCCCUUGAGGUUCUUGGCCUUUAGAUUGCACAGCACAACCACCUGCACACACAGACACAGACACACACGCAGACACACAGACUCUCUCUCUCUCUCUCUGUGUGUGUGUGUGUGUGUGGUUGUGCUGUGUGCUGUGCUGUGCUGUGCUGUGUUUGCCUUUGCGUCUUGCAUCUGUUGGAUGGGCACGUAGGGCACCAGCCCCGAUGCGAUCUGACGCGGCUUCUCCUCGCCUAUGUCAAUCUCCUCGCAGUAAAGCCUACACGCGUAGCGACACUCAUGUGCACACGCGUGGCGUGGUGUGAUUGCCUUCCUGUGUGUGUGUGUGUGGGUGUCUGUCUGUGCGCUGCGCUCACUUGUCUGCCUCCGGGUGCUGCCAGACUUUGGUGAUCUUCCCAACGCGCACAUCGAGUCGCGUCACGUCCUCAACCGGCCGCUCGGGAGCUGUCACGUCACGAGCACACCGUCACGUCACACGCAAUCCAAUCAAAACACACAGACACCGACCGAUACAGCAGGCGCAUAGCAUCACGGACGCAGCACAAGGUGGAUGGGUGGACAGACAGUCGGAUGUGCUACCUUUGUUGUCGGCCCUCUGUUUCUUCUUAUCCUCUUUGGCGGCCUUCUUGGCCUUAACACACACACACACACACACACACACACGGCGUGACACACAGGAGAAUGGACCAGAUGAGAUGCGCUCACUCACCUUGGCUUUGUCCUGGUCCGCCACGCCAUUGACCAUCGCGUCUUUGCUCUUGUCCGCACCAGCAGCUGCAUUAGCAUUGGCCGAUCCAGCAGCAGCAGGCACCUUCCUGACACACAAACGGACAGACAGCACCUUCCUUCUUGUCCAGCACAAGGCUCACUUACGGGGUCGGUGUGGAUGUCGACAGAGGUGAGGUGGCCGACUGCCUUGGAUAUGCCGGGCAGGUGCUGGAUGUGGUCGAACCACCGCGUCACAUUGCAGUGCGCCAAGCGCUCCUCGGCACUUGCACCCACCUGAAUGAACCACAUCCAUCCAACCUGCCGCAGAGAUAGGCAUGUGUGACUGUGUGUGUGUACCAUACCAUCCACUGGUGGACAGCGGGGUAGGUGGCGAGGUCUGCGAGUGUGACGUUGUCGGCCGCCAUGAAGGGAUACACCCCCUGCCAAAGGUGUAGACUCUGUAUCCCGGCCAUGAUGUGUGUCCACUUCAUGGAGAGAAUCCUCCACGAAGUGUGUUCAAGUUUGCAACCGACGUAAAUGCACAGAGCCAAGUGUGUUGUUCCGCGUCUGCAAAUGGCCAUUCAGCGUCUGAUACACACACCCACACCCACACACCCACACACACAAGAGAGAGAGAGAGGUGUUAGUACUGUCUGACGAGAUACGUCUUUCUUUCGUGUGUUAUGUUUAUAUCAUCAUGGCGGCUGCAUCAGGGACGGCAUAGUCCCGCUGGGCAAGGAAGGACAACCACUGGUCGAUCUCUGC
Vitrella brassicaformis is the source of this 2131-nucleotide messenger RNA. The record is from the annotation of a GenBank genome assembly. NCBI's taxonomy places the organism in Eukaryota, Vitrellaceae.